Messenger RNA from Poecile atricapillus (Black-capped chickadee), 2582 nucleotides. RefSeq lists its product as uncharacterized. Lineage: Eukaryota; Metazoa; Chordata; Aves; Passeriformes; Paridae. Gene Ontology annotation, biological process: intracellular signal transduction; regulation of MAPK cascade; regulation of actin cytoskeleton organization. The record is from RefSeq and is a predicted model, not a curated record. Gene Ontology annotation, cellular component: cytoplasm. Gene Ontology annotation, molecular function: ATP binding; protein serine/threonine kinase activity.
AUGCGCCUGUGGACGGUUGGGAAGAGCCAACCAAAGCGAAGUGAGCCGGGACCCCCCAGCAGCGCCUCUCUGCCGUCCCAGCUGAAGCCCUCGCUGGCUGCUCCAGGCUGGAUCCAGCACUGGGAGCACUGGGAAGGGGCCCCGGCUCGGGGCGCAGCCCCCGGGGCAGCCCCACGGCCCCCACGGCAGCUCCAAGGCUCCGCCAGCCAGGAUGAAGCCAUGCUCUCUGGGCUGGGUUUGCAGCCCCUCCUCAUGCAGGAUCUCUGGGGCUUUUCCUCCUCCUCCAUGUGGCCAUGGCCAUGGAAUGACAAAUCCUGGUUUGGGGGAACACAGGGCACCAAAGCAGCAUCAGCUCCUCCUCUGGCUCCCUCUGCUUGCAAAGAGGAGGCCAAAGAGGAGGAAGAGAGCAGUGAACUUCCCGCUGUUCUGGGAGACGAGGGCGAACACCCCGCGGUUUGGGAAUACAACGGCGAGGCUCCCGCGGUGUGUGACAAGGACAGUGGACAUCUCCCGGUGUGGGAUGAGGACGGUGGAUGUCCCCUGGAGUGGGAUGAGAAUGGCCAAGCUCCCAUGGCAAGUGACGAGGAUGACGGCAAUCUCCCAGUGUGGGAUGAGGACAGAGGACAUCCUGUGGCUUGGGAAGAGGAGGGAGAACAUCUUCCAGCAUGGGAAGUCGACGGAGAACAUCCCGCGGCUUGGAAAGAUGAUGGUGAACAUGCAGCAUUUUGGGAAGAGGACGAGGAGCCUGCACUGCUUUGGGAAGAGGAUGGAGAACCUCCCUCUGCUCCUGAAGAGGACACUGAAGCUCCCUGUGCUGCAGGAUCCUGGGCUGAACAUUCUGACAGCAGCACAGCCCUGCAGCCAGAGGGGAGCGGGGAGUGGAGCCUGAUGCAGCUGGGUACGUCUGCUCUGUUCCUGUGUGCCAGAGCAGGGUGCUGGAACAGCGUGAGCGUGGGGGAGCCUGCCGAGAAAUACCUGGAACUGGAGCAGAUUGGCCAAGGGGCUUUUGGAACCGUUUCCAAAGGACUCGACAGGGCCACUGGAGGAGAGGUGGCCAUCAAGAAAAUGAGUCUCAGAGGGCAGAACAGGGAACGAGCUGUGAAUGAGGUCGUGGUCCUGAAGGACAAGAAGAACCCCAACAUUGUCAACUCUUUGGACAGCUUCCUUGUUGAUGGAGAUCUCUGGCUGGUGAUGGAAUACAUGGAUGGAGGAACUUUGCAGGACGUUGUCAGACAGACACGCAUGGCUGAAGGAGAGAUGGCAGCUGUCAGUCAGGAGUGUCUGCAGGGCCUGGAUUUCCUCCAUUCCAUCCGGGUGAUCCACAGAGAUCUGAAGAGCUCCAACAUCCUUCUGGGAAUGGACGGCUCUGUCAAGCUGGCUGAUUUUGGCCUCUGCGCUCAGCUCAGCCCUGAGCAGGACCAGUGCAGCUCCAUGGUGGGCACUGCUCACUGGAUGGCCCCAGAAGUUGUGACCAGUUCUCCUUACGGCCCCAAGGUGGACAUCUGGUCCUUUGGCAUUGUGACCAUCGAGAUGGUGGAAGGAGAACCUCCUUACUUCCAGCAAACGGGGGCCAUGGCUCGCGCUCUGAUCCGGCAGAACGGGACCCCGCAGCUGCAGGAGCCCAGGCGCCUGUCGGCUCUGCUGCGGGACUUCCUCGAGUGCAGCCUGGAGCCGGACGAGGAGCGGCGCUACUCUGCCCAGGAGCUGCUGCAGAACCUCGUGGACGAGGCCGUGAGCAGCUCCAAGGGGGAGGAAUCCAAUGGGGAGGAAAUGCCAAAGGGAUCCCCCACAGGGAGGGGCUCCAAACCCAUCCCAGGGUGCUCUGAGGAGAAAAGACCCCCCCUGUGCUUCAUCCAGAGAUCCAACCUGGUGGUCCAUGAGCAGCUUCACGCCGGGGAGAAGCCCUACAGGUGCUUGGAAUGUGGGAAGAGCUUCAGCCACACCUCCCACCUCUUCAUCCACCACCAAGUACACACAGGGCAAUGGCCCUACCAGUGCUUGGAAUGUGGCAAGAGCUUCAACUGCACCUCCCAUCUCAUCCCCCACAUGCGGCAGCACACAGGGGAACGGCCCUACGAGUGUGGGGAAUGUGGGAAGAGCUUCAGCCUGAGCUCUGUCCUGGUCCAGCACCAGAAGCUCCACUCUGGGGAACGGCCCUACAAGUGCUUCAGGUGUGGCAAGAGCUUCUGCCAGAAAUCCAGCCUGAUCAGCCACCAGAAGAGCCACAGUGAGGAACGGCCCUACGAGUGUCCUGAGUGUGGGAAAGGAUUUCAGACCAGGUCAAAUCUCCUGAGGCAUCAAAAAACACACACGGAGGAGAGGCCCUUGUGCUGUGACUGCAGGAAGGGCUUCAAAGACAACUCCCACCUCACCGUCCACCAGCGCAUCCACACUGGGGAGAGGCCCUACGAGUGUCCCCAGUUUGGGAAGAGCUUCUCCACCACAUCUAACUUGACCCAGCACCAACCAGCAGUAAGGGUGGACUCACUGAUUGCACAAUUUUGAUUUCCUAUUGCCCAAGGGUGUCUUCCACAGCCAAAUGGUGAUGAAGUGGGGCAAAGAUCAAGGUUUUGGAGACAGUG